CAGGGGGGUGGGGGGGGGAGGGGGCAGGCCAGCGCUGCCCGAGGCCCGGCCAGGACCGGCCGCCCUCAUCCAUCGUCCCCCCAGGCCCUCCAGGGCAGGGGCAGAGGCAGGGCCCGGAGCAGGAGGGCCAGGGCGGCGGCGGGGCCAUGGCUCGGUGCUAGGGCCGCGGAGGCCCAGCCAGGCCUGGGGGUGCGGGGUCGGAGGUCGGGGUCCCGGGGCCCCGCCGGCCGGUCCCGCCAUGAACCUGGUGGGGAGUUACCACCAUCAUCACCACCACCAUCACCACCACCACCCGCCUCACCAUCCCCACCCGAUGCUCCACGAGCCCUUCCUCUUCGCCCCGGCCUCCCGCUGCCACCAGGAGCGGCCUUACUUCCAGAGCUGGGUGCUCAACCCGGGGGACGCGUCGGCCGACUUCCCCGGGGGUCCCGCCGCCGCCGCCGCCGCCUACGGGCCCGACCUGGCCGGGGGUCCGGGCCCCGGCCGCAGUCCCGGCCGGCUGGAGGCCCUGAGCGGCCGGUUGGGCCGGAGGAAAGGCGCGGGGCCCAAGAAGGAGCGGCGGCGCACCGAGAGCAUCAACAGCGCCUUCGCCGAGCUGCGCGAGUGCAUCCCCAACGUGCCCGCCGACACCAAGCUCUCCAAGAUCAAGACCCUGCGCCUGGCCACCAGCUACAUCGCCUACCUGAUGGACGUCCUGGCCAAGGACGCCCAGGCCGGAGACCCCGAGGGCUUCAAGGCGGAGCUCAAGAAGGCGGACGGCGGCCGGGACAGCAAGAGGAAAAGGGAGCCGCAGAGCGAAGCCUAUCCCCAUUCUCUGAGUCACGGAGAGAAAAAGAUUAAAGGACGGACGGGCUGGCCCCAGCAAGUUUGGGCUCUGGAACUAAAUCAGUGAAAAGAGAAGCCGUGGAGAGAGGAGCGGGCAGUUUUAAAAAAAAAACAAAAAACAAAGCCAAAAAUCCCAAACCAACCCAUCCCAGACCCCAGGACCAGUGGGGGAAAGUCACAUUCGUUGUCGUUGUUGUCGUUUUAUUUUUAAUUUUAUUACUGUUUUGUUGAGCACUCUUCAGGCUGGGAGUUAGCCCACAGCACACUCUGAUCACGUGCAAUGUCAUUUAAUUUUUGUUUUUAAAUGCGCCGAGAGAGAGAUAAAAUAUAUAUAUAUAUAUUUAGGUGUAUAUAUCUCGAUCGAUCCGUCGGGGAGAAGGGGUGGGAGAGGGCGGGUCCGGGGUGGCCCUCCCUGCGAGGAGCCGAAAGGGAGCGGGAGGAGCGCUCUCGAGGAUCGGGAAUGAUUUGGCUUGGAGUUCCUUAGCCAACUCCCAAGGUUCCCCCCACCCCCCAAAUUCCCAGUGCCUUCCUCUCCCAUCCCCUCGGCCGAGACGGAGUCUCCCGAUCCGGCUUCGUUAACUCUCCCCUUCCCUCCCGAAUCCGUAGUGAACUGCAAUAAGAUAAACACUCUGCCCAUCUUCCUAGCGAAGUCGGAGGCAGCGGAUUCUGCUACGAAGCCCGCUCCUCUGCGACGUCUUUGUUGUUGUCGACGCCGGUUCAUUUUUACAGUGUUGGAUUGGUCCCUGCACUUCCUUUACCGCCUUCAGAGGGAAAAGUUUUAUUCCUUUUUUGUGUAAAUAAAAACUUUUUUCCAUGUUGUUGAAAAGUUUUUAUGUAUUUAACUACCUAAAGUGCCUGCGGUCGGGUUUAUCUGUAAUGUCCUUUUUCUUUUUUCCUACCUCAAAUCUGUACGACCACUUUCCCCGCAGAACAGGUUUGCAAGUCAGAUAUUUAUGCUCGUGAUUAAUAAAAGUUUUCUGAAAGCGGA
Molecule: messenger RNA, 1813 nt
Organism: Ornithorhynchus anatinus (platypus)
Lineage: Eukaryota; Metazoa; Chordata; Mammalia; Monotremata; Ornithorhynchidae
Gene: HAND1
Product: heart and neural crest derivatives expressed 1
Exons: 2
Coding region: 239-892 (217 amino acids)
Biological process (GO): regulation of transcription by RNA polymerase II; heart development
Molecular function (GO): protein dimerization activity; DNA-binding transcription factor activity, RNA polymerase II-specific; RNA polymerase II transcription regulatory region sequence-specific DNA binding
Source: RefSeq, a predicted model, not a curated record